GGGGCUAAAACAAAAGUGUUUAUAAUUUUGUUCAGUGUAAUAUAUACUGUAUGUAACCACACUACAAGUAGGUUACAUACAUAAAAUAUAUAAGACCAUUGUUUUGGCUAACAAAAAUUAUUAUUAUUAAAGUGUAAUUCAACAUAUGACUUUUUCCAUAUGACAACCUGCUCCAACCAGACAUUUAUAUGAUGAUAUUGGACUAUUAUUAUUAUUAUUUUAAAUAUACUGGUCUUCCCUAUACCAAGGAUGUGUUAUUAUUACCAUCACAAUUAUUACACUAUAUAUGAGUGGGAUAUUUGCAUGCAGCAUUUGCACAACUUCAUUGAGGUGUGUUGCUGGUUGGAUUAUUACUUUCUUCUAAUUGGAUUGAGCACAGGUGAUCGGUGGAGGAUUAAAGACUGUAGAGUGAGAGGUUAUUGAGCUGUUCUCUACAUUCAUUCAUACAGACACCAGCAUGAAGGAUCCACAGCUACCAGGUACCAAAAUACUAAAUGUCUUGAAGCGACAUGGGAAAAAAGGAAUAAAUGAGCCAGUGGCCCAACCUGCACAGACAGAACCAGAAAAAUGCAAGGUUCCGUCACUAACACCUGAACAACGAGCGAGGCAGACAGCCUUCGAGAGGGUCCUCUAUGACAUGUCCCACAACGACCGGAUCAUCGAUGACGUUAUGCUGGGCCGCAGGAUUGCUUUCUAUGAACUCAGAGGGGAAAUAGGGACAGGAAAUUUCUCCCAGGUCAAACUGGCUGUUCACGCUUUGACUAAAGAGCGUGUAGCAGUCAAGAUUCUAAACAAGGCACGUCUCAACAAGAAGUCACAGAAUGUAUUUGCCUCAGAGAUCAUCUGUAUGGAAAAACUCAGCCAUCCAAACAUUGUGCGUCUGUAUGAGGUGCUUGAGACCAGUAAGCAUUUGUACAUCGCUAUGGAGUAUGGCAGUGGAGGAGACCUGUUCUCACGGAUCUCCACCAGAGGGCGCCUGUCAGACCUGGAAAGCAAGAUCAUAUUUGCCCAGAUCGUCUCAGCCAUCAAAUACAUGCAUGAAAAUAACAUUAUCCAUCGCGACCUGAAAGCAGAAAACAUUUUUUACACCACAUGCUACUGCAUCAAAGUGGGCGACUUCGGCUUCAGCACCGUCAGUGAGCCGUCGGAAACUCUGACCACGUUUUGCGGCUCUCCGCCGUAUGCGGCACCUGAGCUCUUCAGAGACAAAAGCUACGUGGGCCGUUACGUGGACAUCUGGGCGCUGGGUGUCCUGCUCUACUUCAUGGUGACCGCCACCAUGCCUUUCUUCGCCGACAACUUAGGCCGACUGAAACGCUGCAUCCUGCAGGGGGCGUACAGCAUCCCACCAUACGUCCCUAACCCCUGCCAACUGGCCAUCAAAGGCAUGCUGAGACCCGUACCUGUGGACCGCACCAUGGUGUCACAGCUGAUGACAUGCUCCUGGAUGAAGGGCAUCGAAUACCCCAAACCCUAUCCCGCUUUCAGCAUGACGCCCAAUUACCUAGCUGACCCUGAGAAGAGCCUGUGCGUGGAGGAACGGGAAGUAAAGUCAGCCCUGAGUGAGCUGGGUAUCAGUGCCACACAUCUGCAGAAUAACACCUGCACUGACUGUCGCAGCCCAAUAACAGGAACUUACCGGAUCCUGCUACACCGCAUCCAGAAGAGGAGAUCCGUGGAGGCGGUGGGAUAUUCCGCCCUGUACCAGGAAGAGUUGGGUACCAAGAAAUACUGGGCUAACGGCGCAACUGCUAAGCAAAAUGCCUCUGCAGUUUGUACUGUGGCAUGAAGACAAUAGAAAUCAUAUUUGAAUGGUCCAGGUGUGGAUAAUAUGUCUGAUGCCACGUUUCAGGAAGUAAUACAUGUAUGAAAUUCAUCGCAAACCUAGCGACGCAGCAUUGAUCCCAAGAUUAAGCUUUUAGUUUUAUUAAUAUUUUCGUAAUAUACCAAGUUUUGGUACUCACCUGCUGCUAAAUCUUUGACAGUUUAAUGAUUCAUGAAAGAUUCAAUGUUUUGCAAACAAAUGACUCUUAUGAGUAAAUUCUUUUUAGUGGAUCAAUAACAUGCAGCAUGACCAGCGUCGAUCGAUUCCCAAAACGAAGUACUCGUAAGAGUCGGUUCUUUAAAUUUUAGCGAAUCAAAAAUAUAUAGUGCGAUUGGUGUAGCCUGUUUGAUGAAACGAAUGACUUUUGCGAACCAUUUCUAGUGAAUCAAAAAUAUACAGCGUGACAAAAGUAGGCUGAUUCUUCAAACGAAUGACUCUUAUGAGCUGGGUUUUUAUAGCACAUCAAUAACACAGUGCAAGCAGCAUAGCUCGAUUCCCGAAACUAAUGGCGAAUCUUUUAUUGAAUAGUUUAAAAACGGGAUUGAAUCAUUAUAAUGGAAUAUUCUCAAAUUAAGCAGAAUCAAUCAUAAAAUCUAUGGGGUCCAACGGUCUGAGACUAGUGAAAAUGCUUUGGUUUCACAUUCUUUUAAAAUUUUGUAUAUUUCUUAUUCAUGUUUUAUGCCACUUGUUUAACAACGAUAUACUCCUUUCAAAGGGUCUCAGACUUUAAGGCCUCAUUGACUUAUGGUAAUAAGUGCUUUACAUUUAACAACGUUUCACACACAUGUAUUAGCAUUCUUUCUAACUAAUCUAUCUUUUUUCUUUCUAACUAAUCUUUCUUUCUUU
Molecule: messenger RNA, 2671 nt
Organism: Pimephales promelas (fathead minnow)
Lineage: Eukaryota; Metazoa; Chordata; Actinopteri; Cypriniformes; Leuciscidae
Product: serine/threonine-protein kinase NIM1
Biological process (GO): intracellular signal transduction; microtubule cytoskeleton organization; protein phosphorylation
Cellular component (GO): cytoplasm
Molecular function (GO): ATP binding; tau-protein kinase activity
Source: RefSeq, a predicted model, not a curated record